Messenger RNA from Penicillium vulpinum, 1572 nucleotides. Its product is annotated as Atg14 domain-containing protein. The coding region runs from base 1 to 1572 and encodes 523 amino acids. Gene Ontology annotation, cellular component: endosome; lytic vacuole. The transcript has 2 exons. The record is from RefSeq and is a predicted model, not a curated record. Gene Ontology annotation, biological process: SNARE complex assembly. Gene Ontology annotation, molecular function: SNARE binding. NCBI's taxonomy places the organism in Eukaryota, Fungi, Ascomycota, Eurotiomycetes, Eurotiales, Aspergillaceae.
AUGAGCUGUUCUAUAUGCUCACGUGCCCCUCAUUCCCGCCUUUCUUUCCACUGCCCAACGUGUGCCCGCAAUCAGCUAUAUCAACUACGAAUCGAGAGCACUCAAGUUCUUCUGGAGAAAGAAGUCCUUGGAAAGCAAAUUGAGACUGCUGUUACCUGUGGUAGCUCCUGGGAUCAACCUUCCGCACACCGACAAGAUCUCCUCGAUACGGACAAAGCUUGCUCUCCCCACUGGGUCCUCCAAACGAUAAGCACUCAACAUGCAGUGUCUUUGGCAAAGAGAGAAUCGAUUUCACAACAUCUUGAGGCUUUAAAAUCGGAGAUCGAAGCUAGGAAAGCGAAUAUUUCCAAGCAAAAAGAAGCCCUGGCACGUAGACGCUCCGAUGCUGAAUCUGCCAAAUUCCAACUAGAAGAGCGGGAAUCCGGAAUACUGGCGGGCGUUCAAAAUACUAGCAAACGGGUGGAGCACGUUUGGCACUCCCUCCAUAGCAAGACAGCGGAGUCACGUAUUUAUCUUUGUCGAGAAGUCGCCAAUCUCUAUGGCCUGCGGAAGGCUACGAAGAAGGGGCAAGCUCGGGAGACAUAUGUGCUUGGAGGUGGUGUUAUCGUUGACUUGAGGGAUCUGAAUGGGAUUCCACAAGAGCAGAUAUCCACGUCUUUUUCUAAUAUCGCUCAUCUUCUGAUCAUUGUCUCACAUUAUCUCUCCUUGAGACUUCCCGCCGAAAUUACACUACCCCACAAAAACUAUCCUGUGCCUACGAUCUAUAAUCCCUCGGCAUCAUAUCGCUCGCGCGAUGGUCACAAUGGAGCUGAUUACCAGUCUUCGUCAAGUCCAGCUGCAUCCAGGACGGUGGACCCGCGCACCCACACACCACACCCGCGGCCUCUCUUUAUUGAUAAACCUUUACCCCGGUUAGCGAAGGAGGAUCCCGUAACAUACGGCUACUUUCUCGAAGGUGCCUCUCUCCUAGCAUGGAAUGUUGCAUGGUUAUGUCGAACCCAAGGGAUAAACAUCUCAUCAGACUCUUGGGAGGAUGUCUGCGAUAUUGGAAAGAGCUUGUGGCAACUGCUGGUUGCUCCACCAGCCCAUCCUUCAACUCUGAUGCGAGCCUUCGCUGGCCGAGAUACGCAGAACCAGAUAAAAUCUGCCAAAGACUCGCCCAAAACAACCAUUCAGCGGACAACUUCUUUUCCCAUGUUGGGUCACUAUUCUCAUGGCACGGCACAUUCUUUCCUGGGAGCAUCGGAAGGAGUUGAAUUCAUGCGACUAUGGAAACUCCCAACCCCACUCAAGAUUGCAGAUAAAUUGAAGGCCAAUUUUCAAGGCGAAAUGGCCAGUGCGGAAUGGGAAUUGCUGGAAGAAAAAGAAUGGGAUGAUGCGAUGGAGUCCCGGUCAUCUGUUCCGCAGAGCCCCACGGCCAUUUCCCCGAGCUUUCAAUCUGGAUCGGCGGGCACAGAAAGCAGAACUACAAGUUCAAAAACCGCCAGGAGGACUCAAAGCCAAGACGACCCCCCGCCUAAUGGUAUCAAAGGUUGGACUAGAGUAAAGACCAGGGAGAGGACAGGUAUCUAA